GUUGAUUCUUGUAUGUGCCCUGACCAGGGAUCAGACCUGCAACCUUCGCAUAUUGGGACAAUGCUCUGAUCAACUGAGCUACGUGUCCAGGACUGGUAUCUGUUUUUAAAUUAAGUGUACAAGAGAUUUGCUACAUGAAAAGAAAUACAACCAUGAUGAGGUCAGACCCAGAAGGAAACAAAUUCAGAUGUAACACUGGGAUGUGUCAGUAUGGUGAUUUUCCUUUUGAAAAAUUCCCUUGUGAAAUUUUAAUGUGCAUGCUAUUUUUAUAAUGGUGAUAAUAAAACCUCAAACAAAAAAAAUCCAGGUAGGUAAUCUUACUGUGUACUCUUUGUUGUUGCACCUAUUUUAUGUUAUAGGGGAUGGGAACAAAGCCUUCUUAAACCUCAUUGGAGCAAGGGGAGUCUAUAUUAAAUAUUAAUCUGAGUAUUAAAUAUGGGGAAGUAUAUAUUAAAUAUAAACUUUUAGAUAGUUUUAAGUUUCAUUUUUGCUGGAAUGGUCUUAGAACUCUAGAUUCAGAUUUGCAGACAAAUCUUUGUUCAGCCCAGAUCUGCACUGUUCAGUAUGGUAGCCACUCGUCACAUGUGCUUAUUUAAGUUUCAGUUCAUAUUAAAGAAAAUUAAAAAUUUAGUUUCUUGGUUGCAUUAGCCACAUUCCAAGUGCUCAGUAGUCGUUAGUGGCUAGUGGCUGCUGAAUUGGACAACACAGAUAUAGAACAUGUUUUUCAUCAUAGAAAGUUAUAUGCCGAUCGAGGCCUACUCCAUUUUAUGUUUGAUUUUGAUCAUGGACAUGUGUUUCAAGUGCUCAUUGUUGAAAUCACCAGCUAAGUUGAGCUUAUUUCUUUGUUUCUAUUUUCCAGUUUUUGGAGCCGUGAGGGAUACCGCACUAUUGUUUUAACAUGCUUCAAAUCAAUCAGCUUCUCUCCAAGAUAAAAUGGCAAAACCCAAAGAGAAAACUCCAAUGUGUCUGGUAAAUGAGUUAGCCCGUUUCAAUAGAGUCCAACCCCAGUAUAAACUUCUGAAAGAAAGAGGGCCCGCUCAUUCGAAGAUGUUCUCAGUGCAGCUGAGUCUUGGUGAGCAGACAUGGGAAUCGGAAGGGAGCAGUAUCAAGAAGGCCCAACAAGCUGUUGCUAAUAAAGCUUUGACUGAAUCGACGCUUCCCAAACCGGUUCAGAAACCACCCAAAAGUAAUGUUAACAAUAACCCAGGUAGUAUAACUCCCACGGUGGAACUGAACGGGCUUGCCAUGAAGAGGGGAGAGCCUGCCAUCUACAGGCCACUCGAUCCAAAGCCUUUCCCAAAUUAUAGAGCUAAUUACAACUUCCGGGGCAUGUACAAUCAGAGGUAUCAUUGCCCGAUGCCUAAGAUCUUUUAUGUUCAGCUGACAGUAGGAAAUAAUGAGUUUUUUGGGGAAGGGAAGACUCGACAAGCUGCUAGACACAAUGCCGCCAUGAAGGCUCUCCAGGCGCUGCAGAAUGAGCCCAUUCCGGAAAAAUCCUCUCAGAAUGGCGAAUCCGGAAAGGAAAUGGAUGACGACAAAGACGCAAAUAAAUCGGAGAUCAGCUUAGUGUUUGAAAUCGCUCUGAAGAGAAAUAUGCCCGUCAGUUUCGAGGUUAUUAAGGAAAGUGGACCCCCACACAUGAAAAGCUUUGUCACGCGGGUCUCGGUGGGAGAGUUCUCCGCGGAAGGAGAGGGGAACAGCAAAAAGCUCUCCAAGAAGCGUGCCGCGACCACGGUCCUGCAGGAGCUGAGGAAACUUCCACCUCUCCCUGUGGUUGAAAAGCCAAAAUUAUUUUUUAAAAAACGCCCUAAAACAAUAGUCAAAGCUGGACCAGAAUAUGGUCAAGGAAUGAACCCCAUUAGCCGCCUGGCUCAAAUUCAACAGGCCAAAAAGGAAAGGGAGCCAGACUAUGUUUUGCUUUCAGAGAGAGGAAUGCCUCGACGUCGGGAGUUUGUGAUGCAGGUCAAGGUAGGCAAUGAAGUUGCUACUGGAACAGGACCCAAUAAAAAGAUAGCCAAAAAAAAUGCCGCAGAAGCAAUGCUGUUACAACUUGGUUAUAAAGCAUCCACUAGUCUUCAAGAUCAACUUGACAAGACAGGGGAAAACAAAGGAUGGAGUGGUCCAAAGGCUGGUUUUCCUGAACCAACAAAUAACACUCCAAAAGGAAUUCUUCAUUUGUCUCCUGAUGUUUAUCAAGAGAUGGAAGCCAGCCGCCACAAAGUAAUCUCUGGCACUACCCUAGGCUAUUUGUCACCCAAAGAUAUGAACCAACCCUCCAGCUCUUUCUUCAGUAUAUCUCCCACCUCGAAUAGUUCAGCCACAAUUGCCAGGGAACUCCUUAUGAAUGGAACAUCUCCUACGGCAGAAGCCAUAGGGUUAAAAGGAAGCUCUCCUCCUCCCCCUUGUUCUGCAGUACAACCUUCAAAACAGCUGGAAUAUUUAGCAAGGAUUCAAGGCUUCCAGGCAGCUUUAAGUGCCUUGAAACAAUUUUCUGAGCAAGGACUGGAUCCAAUGGAAGGGACAAUGAGUAUUGAAAAAAGUUCUCUUGAAAAACAAGGCCAGCAUCUGGGAGAGAAGGCGGACAAUAACCAGACACACCCGGGCUCCAUCGCUCAGGACUGCAAGAAAUCAAAGCCCGUCAUCUAACAGCUCCCAGAACCACGGCUGCCACCGCAUCCUUAUAAACCUGUCAGCGCGCAUGGGGGUGUCUGUGUUCAAGGAAAUGAAUGACUAAUACCAUUAUUUGAGUCUUAUGUGAAGACAACGCUAUUCUAACACGCGAGAUAAUAUACAUAGUCCUGUUUAUCCAACUGGGGGAAAAUAAAACUUCGUGCAUUUCCCUUGGAACUUGAGAUCAGAUCAUAACUCAUUUGUCCAGAGGCAGCGGACAUCUGAUCCUGCUACCGGGGCUUAAAAUAACAAUGAGUGAAAAGUGUUAGAAACAGAGGUAACAUUUUUUACAUAAUCAAUAGAGAAACUGGGUCUGGUUCCGUUGUUCCGGUGGUUCUGUCGUGGCCCUUGUGUUCAGUUAUAUUCUCUCUCGUUUUAAAUAAUGCUUGACGAUUCAAAAAUUUCCCGAUGACGUGCUGUGGAAUGUGAUGGUCGUUGUCUUCAUAUAGAGUCACACAGUUUCCCUUUUUAAUGCAGAUAUUUGGAAUCUUCAUCCCAUAUCAGUAUGAAUAACUUUAAGGCACACACACUACUCAAAGAUGUAUGCGAACAAACAUGGUUUAAAUCAGGUCGGGUAUUUAAUUAAAACUCUGAAAUCAUGUUAGGAUCAACUAGUUUCAGUAUACUCCGGGAAUUUAAAAACCAGAUCACUUGUGGGUUUUGAGCUCCGUAAUACUCUCAACCACCAGGGAGGCGUCUUGCCUCCACGAACCAUUUCUCCGGUUCCACGUCCUGUGGCAGAAAUCGCACCCACCCCCAUUCGUGUCUUGUAGCCACUCACCGUUUGCAUCAAGAGUGUUUUUGAUAACUGCCUCUGGACUUGGGACAGUGAGGAAGAUCAGCAUAAACGAUGUCCCUGGCGGGGAAGGGAGAGCCUGGUGGAGGAGCCGUCAGAGUCUGCCAGCUUGUAGCCAGCCACGCUCGGGACCAGCAUGUUGGAAUCCAGCGUGUAGCAAAUGCAGUAAAAAUUUGGUCGGUUUCUGUGUGAA
Messenger RNA from Miniopterus natalensis, 3659 nucleotides. The record is from RefSeq and is a predicted model, not a curated record. Lineage: Eukaryota; Metazoa; Chordata; Mammalia; Chiroptera; Miniopteridae.